This is a messenger RNA of Fibroporia radiculosa, 2220 nucleotides long. RefSeq lists its product as uncharacterized. Gene Ontology annotation, cellular component: peroxisomal membrane; cytosol. The record is from RefSeq and is a predicted model, not a curated record. The coding region runs from base 1 to 2220 and encodes 739 amino acids. The transcript is spliced from 11 exons. Gene Ontology annotation, biological process: protein import into peroxisome matrix, docking. Gene Ontology annotation, molecular function: protein binding. Lineage: Eukaryota; Fungi; Basidiomycota; Agaricomycetes; Polyporales; Fibroporiaceae.
AUGUCGCUGCCUUUGCUUGUUAAUGGUGCGGACUGUGGCCCUGUGAAUCCCCUGCAGGGCUUGUCCAAACGGUUUGACCAGGAUCGUGGCAUCCAGCAGGAUCAUUUUGGUGCUGGGAGAGCUGGUCCUUCGAGAGAGUCUUUCCGCUCGCAAUACUCUGCAGCAGCAGAUGUCUCCCAGGACGCAGCGCGAUUUUUCUCUAGUCAUUCGGCUCCGCCUCUUGCGAAUGGUUCUGCGCCAUUCGACCUGAACGCGUUGCACGCAUCGCUGCCCACCUCGCAUUCCCAGUCGCUGGCCGCACUAACUCCUCAAAGGCAUAUACCCAUACAGUCUUCAUCUGCGGCUUGGGCUGUAGACUUUUUGUCGCAACCUUCGAAGCAACAGACACUCCCCGUGCACGGGGCUAGCGCCUCUACACAGAUACAGCCAACCCAGAGUUCAAGUACUCACAGUCCGCAACAGUUUUCUCCAAAUGGUCUGGCACCCAAUCUUCGCGGUUGGACCCCAAUGUCCAUGGGGUACAAUGCUGCCGGAUUCAUGGGAGUCGCUGGGCCAGCAUUUCACACCCCUGUUCAGACGCCCGGAGCUGCGUUGAGUUCUGAUGCAUCACAGUGGGACCGGGAAUUUGAAUCUCAGGUGGCCUCAUUGAAUCCAGGGGAAUCUGUUGCUCAACCGCUGGAACAAAUUCAGCAGGAUCAGACUCAAUCUCGUAUCCAUGAUGCAGAUGAGCUUGCACGCACUGCUGGUCGCUUGAUGGAGACAGUGCGGGAAGAACCGAACCCAAAAUUCAAGAACAGUCAAUUUUUAGGGCUAAUGCGCCAAUUGCGCGAUGGAGAGGUGGUCGUUGAAGGUGACAAAAUGGUUUCCAGGGAGUCUGCGCGGUCAGAUUCAGCCGCCGUUGGAUGGACGAACGAUUCUCAGGGUACCACCGACGUAAAGGGCAAAGGUCGUGCACUCCCCACUUCGCCUCUCUCUGGUAUCUCUAAUGAGACGACGGCCUCUUAUCGACCUCAAGCUGCAAUACCGAUGACCCGGGAUGGACAAAUCUUCAAUGAGACAAAUGCAGUGAUCGAUGGUUUUACGGAAAAUCCAAUCGACGCUUACUUACGUAGUGAGAACGAGGACUACAUCGAAUUGCAGCGUGUUUUUCAUUCAGUUUCAGAGGCGUCGAAUAAGGGCAACGUCGCCGUUCAUGGACAAGACGCGGACUGGGGUAGGCUCCAGAGCGACUGGGACGUCUACGAGGCAACUGCUACUGGAGUCCGCCCACUUGCCCACUACCGGUUCCAAGCGCAUAACCCAUAUGUCCUUGGAGAGGCCUCGAGAACGGACGACGUGUCGCGUACAAGCAUAAGGACUGCUUUGUUCGAAAACGUUUUAGAGCUUGAGGCUGCGGUACAACGUGAUCCGACCAAUGCUCUCCGUUGGUAUGAAUUGGGUGUUAAGCAGCAAGAAAACGAGCGCGAGCAGAAAGCAGUGCAAGCUCUACGCCGCGCAUUGGAGCUCGACCCUUCGCAUUUAUCAUCGUGGCUUGCUCUUGCGAUAUCUCACACCAACGAGGCCAACCGCCAAGGUGUUUACGAAGCAGUACGGGAAUGGGUUGAUCGUAACGAACGCUAUCACUCUGCAGUUCAGCAGUUCCGAGCAUUGAAUCCUAUCACGGAUGAUAUGGUACCAUUAGAACGUCUGGAGAACUUGACACAGUGCUUGAUACACAUGGCGCGCAGUGCUGCGGGCACCGAGAUUGACGCUGAUAUCCAAAUAGCACUGGCUGUUCUCCUCAAUACAGCUGAGGAUUACCAGAGAGCGCGGGAUUGUUUCAAUACUGCUCUGGCCGUGCGCCCAGAGGACUGGUUGCUAUACAACAGAGUGGGCGCCACUCUCGCAAAUAGUGGCCACCCGGAAGAAGCGCUACAAUAUUAUCACCGAGCGUUGGAGUUGAACCCUACCUACAUCCGUGCCAGGUUUAAUCUGGGAAUAUCAUGCAUCAACCUGCGACGAUACGAAGAAGCGGCUCAAAACAUUCUAGACGCUCUUCUGUUGCAAGACAGCGACAGCGUGGCUGAUCAGAGCGGCGCCGGAGAGAAGCGUGGCGUCACUUCUAGUGCACUUUGGCAAAGCCUGAAAACAUGCUGUAUGCACAUGCAGAGAAUCGAUCUGACUACCCUCUGCGACAGGGAGGAUUUGGAGGCCUUCCGGUUGAACUUCCAUCUUGGAUAA